GCCGACAAGUGGUCGUUCGACUUCUGACUUGGCCUCUUUUGUAGGUGUGGGGCCUGAUCAUGUCCUCGUGGUCAGUCUCUCUGUGAUGAUGAGAAUGGGAAGACGGCCACGGCGCCCACCCUGGCAGGACUCUCUCCCCUUGCUGGCGCUGGUCCAGCUGCUGUGGGCGGCUGUAGGCACUGUCCUGGGCCUUCCUGUGGUUGCUCCCAGCCACGCUGCUGGCUGCUUCAGCCAUCCUGGCUUGCAGAGACUCUGGGUCAUGUGGGGAGGAGGGCAGAGUCCUCCCCCCUCCUCGGGCAACAGAGGAUCCAGCAAGAUUCCUUCCUCCCCACUCUGCCCUGCCCCUCCCAGCCUGGGCAGGCAGAUAAAAAUCAGGGCCCCACACUUCUGCCACCUCGUGCCGUUCACACACUCCAGCCAGGGACCUGCCCCUUGGGUCCAACAAGGACGGCUGUCCUCAGUGAGGGGCCGUGCACCCGCUCCUGAGCAGCGCCAUGGGCCUGCUGGCCUUCCUGAAGACCCAGUUCGUGCUGCACCUGCUGGUCGGCUUCGUCUUCGUGGUGAGCGGUCUGGUCAUCAACUUCGUCCAGCUGUGCACGCUGGCGCUCUGGCCGGUCAGCAAGCAGCUCUACCGCCGCCUCAACUGCCGCCUCGCCUACUCACUCUGGAGCCAGCUGGUCAUGCUGCUGGAGUGGUGGUCCUGCACGGAGUGCACGCUGUUCACGGACCAGGCCACGGUAGAGCGCUUCGGGAAGGAGCACGCAGUCAUCAUCCUCAACCACAACUUCGAGAUCGACUUCCUCUGUGGGUGGACCAUGUGUGAGCGCUUCGGAGUGCUGGGGAGCUCCAAGGUCCUCGCUAAGAAGGAGCUGCUCUACGUGCCCCUCAUCGGCUGGACGUGGUACUUUCUGGAGAUCGUGUUCUGCAAGCGGAAGUGGGAGGAGGACCGGGACACAGUCAUCGAAGGGCUGAGGCGCCUGUCCGACUACCCUGAGUACAUGUGGUUUCUCCUGUACUGCGAGGGGACGCGCUUCACAGAGACCAAGCACCGCGUCAGCAUGGAGGUGGCGGCUGCUAAGGGGCUUCCCGUCCUCAAGUACCACCUGCUGCCGCGGACCAAGGGCUUCACCACCGCGGUCAAGUGCCUCCGGGGGACAGUCGCAGCUGUCUAUGACGUAACCCUGAACUUCAGAGGAAACAAGAACCCGUCUCUGCUGGGGAUCCUCUACGGGAAGAAGUACGAGGCGGACAUGUGCGUGAGGAGAUUUCCUCUGGAAGAGAUCCCGCUGGAUGAAAAGGAGGCAGCUCAGUGGCUUCAUAAACUGUACCAGGAGAAGGACGCGCUCCAGGAGAUGUAUAAUCAGAAGGGUAUGUUUCCAGGGGAGCAGUUUAAGCCUGCUCGGAGGCCGUGGACCCUCCUGAACUUCCUGUCCUGGGCCACCAUUCUCCUGUCUCCCCUCUUCAGUUUUGUCUUGGGCGUCUUUGCCAGCGGAUCACCUCUCCUGAUCCUGACAUUCUUGGGGUUUGUGGGAGCAGCUUCCUUUGGAGUUCGCAGACUGAUAGGAGUAACUGAGAUAGAAAAAGGCUCCAGCUACGGAAACCAAGAGUUUAAGAAAAAGGAAUAAUUAAUGGCUGUGACUGAACACAUGUGGCCUGAUGGUGGUAUCCAGUUAACUCAAUUAAAACCAGAGCAACACACAGAGUGGAGGAAAAGACAAUUAGAAACUAUUUUUCUUAUUAACUGGUGACUAAUAUUAACAAAACUUGAGCCAAGAGUAAAGAAUUCAGAAGGCCUGCCAGAUGAAGUCUUCAGCCUCCCACAGCGCAGGGUCCCAGCAUCUCCGAGUGCACCCGUGGGAGGUGGAUCCGGGCGGAGAGGCCUCCCGCGGACGCCAUCUCUCCAGAACUCCGCUUCCAUGAGGGAGCCUUUGGCUGCUUUCUCUCCUUAAACGUAGAUCAAAUUUUUUGUUUUUUAAUCAGUUAUUUUGGGAACUUAACCUGGCCCUUCACCUCUUCUGCACCUCCCGCCCCUCCAGAAACUGUCUCAUAAUGAAUUUCUGCUGUCCUUCUGGGAGUGGACGGCCGGGUCCCGUUCCCUGGGGAGCUCGCCUGGCUCAGCACCUUGGCUCCCAGUGGGGGCCCCGUGGAGAGCGCCCGUAGCGAUAAGCACACCGGCACGAACGUCAGGUCGAUUCCUCGAAGUCGGAGCCCUCACUCUGCCCUGUCCUGGGGCUGGCUGAGGGCGAACGCCCCACCUUCCUUUCCAGAGCCCUGUCUGCCCUAGCUCCUAUUUGACCCUGUGUGUAAAUACGUACAUGUUUUUAAAGUGGAUGGACCCCGAGAACUCCGUGAAAUGCAGAGUUCUCCAUGCACCUAAAGCUCCUCUGUCCCUCUCAUGGCUGUCAGACCCUGGUCCCUCCACACUGGGUGCUGGGGAGGGAGGACCCUCGGGGCUACCGCGCGCCCCCCCAUCCCACAGAUCAGGAGCCAAGGAGGGAGGACAGGGCAGCCUGUGGGACUCUAGGAUGCUUCGGAAGAAGCGAGGGCACCGUCAACCCUCUGUUUUUUAAAGGUAGUUGGAGACUGUUAACGCUGAGCUCAUUGGCUUCUAGAGAUUUUAUUUUUACUGGUUGAUCUCCUGGUGGUUUUUAACUUCCUGCUGGAAACUAGAGGUGGGGCCCCCACCCCCCAGCCUCGCACUGUGUCCUUGGGGAGGACCUGCCCCCAUCCUGGCUGGCAUCACUGUGGCCCGGCCACCCCUGAGCACCCAGCUCCCUGCCUCCUGGACGUCUCUGAGAGUCCAGGCAGAGCAGAGGGCAACGCUCGGCUGGACGUGCUGGCUCCCUCGGCCUCGCAGCGAGCCCCUGGCCCACGCCGAGCGAGGGAAGCUUCUACAGCAUGUCCACUCCCCUGGCGUGGCCGGGUGGAGCCCCUGGGGCAGCGGCAGUGGUAGAAAGCUCAGCUCGGUCGCGGUACCACCAGCCCACCUGCAUCUGGCUUUCAGCUUGCUUGUUCUAAGUCACACCCCCUCAUCUUUUUAGCAAGGGAAGAAACAAAAAUGGAUGUUAUCUCUGACAUGUGGUAACCAGCAUUCUGAACAGAGGUAGGUUGAGUUUUCUAGGGGAAAACAAAUGGGGAAAAGAGGCAUGAAGAAAAGUAAACCGAGAACGUAGUUAGGCAUCAGGCCUAAGUGUCCUGGGGAGAUGGGAUGGGGAUGGCAGCGUUCUGCAUGACAGAGGCACUGCCGGGCCCCCGGUCUGUGGGGGCUGUGCUCUCGGGGCGUGUGCGGGAUGCCAGCUGCGCACACCUGCUCAGAGCACGGCUCCUCACGGGGGUGAAGGGGCAGACCAAGGAAACCAGACGAGACCAAGGAAACCAGACGAGACAUGCUUGCAGACACUGUCGCUUUGGAAAUGUGCUUCCCUACCUCUGAAAUCUCAUCCCUCCACCUGCCCACUCAGGCAGCUGUGCUGUGAGCAGGGCGUGCACUCCCCUGGCUGAGCACCCCGGAGAUUCUCCUGUACCUUCCUCAUGCUGCACACUGCUCAUCCGUCUCCGUGUGUGUUUAGAUCACGCCAUCCACUGACUCACUAACACCUGCAGAAUCUUAAAGGAGAAAAGCUGAGGGGCACGACCAUGCGCAUAUGUGACCUGGAAAAUGCAAAUUUAGAUCUUUUAUGACUUAAUUAAUAGUUACUGUUUCCCAUAGAAGUUCCCUCCCUUUGAAAGUAAUAUAUAAUGUAUAAAUUCUGCACUGAGUCAUGGCGGAGCUGGGCAGCCCCUAGGUUAGAGUGGAGAUGGAGGCCCAGGCCCAGGGGUCACACCUCAUCUGGUUUCCUUCCCAUCUCACGGCUUAGCUUGUGCUUCUCAACACCAAGCCUUUAAGAGCAAUAAAAACUACACCAUGAAUGUUUGGGGUUUUUUUUUUUUUUUUGGAAGAGGGUGGAUUUUGCUUUUCAUCCACUUCAGAAGGAAAAGGGGAGGAGAGCUCCUUUCCAUUUUUAAAUUAAAUUCAUAAAUCCCAGAGUAGUCUUUUUUUUUCUUUUUCCUUUACACUGUACUUCUGAGCUGAAUUCAGUUAAUGUUAUGUCCAAAUUCAGGCUGAGUGUUAAGGCUGAAGCAACUCGGUAGCCCACAGUCUGUGCUGGCCGCUGUCGGGGUGAGGCAGAUGCUGGGCCUGGCAUCACUGAUGCCCUCCGCACCUGGUCCUCGAGCCAGGCUGAGGACAGGAAGGGCGCUGCUGGCCUGUAGCUCCUGUUGCCCACCCGGAGCCAGGCUCCCCACUGGAGGCUUCCAGCCGAGAGGACCAAGGCCCACCCUUGGGCGUCUGGCAGGCCAAGCUCCCAGCCCGGGCUGUGGUCUCCUGGGGACGCCGCUGGCCUGACUCUCAUCUUAGGUCCAGGUGUCAGGGGGUCUCCUGCCCAUCUUCCCAAGGAUGCCAUUGCUGUCUUCAUCAUCUUCCCCCGUGUGAGACACUGGUUGUCCGGUACGCGGUGACGGUGUACCAGAUGCACACCCUAUGUGAGGUGCUUUCAGGUCCCUGUCCUCAGGAAGCGCAGAGUCCGGUGGAAGAGAUGAGGGCUCAACAAAUCACUAAAUACACAAAACAACAAUGUAAGCAGCACUUUCUUUUUAAAAAAACAAAAAAACAAAAAACAGGUCCUUUUGAUCAAUUUUGAGUCUCUGCCUCGUCUGUCCCGACUCCCUUUCGUGCACCACGGCAUGAGAAUCUUUCCUCACGCUGUUAAGGUAUUGCUGAGCAUUGACACUGACCUCAAGGAAAAGCAGUGGUUGGACCCAGCCGUGUGUGGCACUCAUGUGCGAUUCAGUAGCUGUUGCCGGGCUGUCCAUGCCUGUUGUGGCUACCAAUUGGGGUCCGAUUGGGGGUGAAGAAUAAGUAACUUUCUGCAUGCUUUGUCUCUAUCUGAGACACUUAUACAACAAGCCGAGUAUAAUCUCUCCAGCCCUGCAGAUUUUCACCUGACUUGUUAACCCCCCCGCGUAGACUCCCGCUGCAGGCCUCUGGCCUGAGGCUCACUGCAUGUAGCCCCGGCGUACAGCACUAGUGCCCCACAGCGCUGUGCUUCUAACCCCUUCUGCGCUGCACCUAGGCUCAGGGUUCAAACGGCCAGCCCGAAACGCCUACCUGCCUUCUUUCUGGAAACAGCAUGUCCCCGGCCGUGUGCCUGCCCCUUUCUCUACUGAACUAGUCCCCAAACCAAAGGCAAGCCCUCUCCGGCCCGGGAGGCGGAGGUGGGGGGGGUGGGGCCGGCCACACCCCUGACUCCGUCCUGGCUCUGCCCCAUACCCCUGCCGUGGGGCCGACCCGGGGGAUGCAGACAUCCAGCUCCGUAUUCCUGCCUUUCGGGGCCAGGAUGCAAAAACGGUUUUUGCGUAAAAGAUGUCACACUGAUCUGCUCGAGUGGGGUGGACACAUGAAUUAAGUUUUAUCAUGAACACUCGCUGCUUGUUAAUUCAGGGAUAAUGGUGGCAUUCUUACAAAGUGCUCGGGAAACAGAAUGACAGGAACACUUGUAGGGAGCCCAGGAAGUUACCAGAGACAUUGGUGUCAGUCGGCCCAGGCAACAGCAGCGUACGCUUUUCAAAGAUCAUUGAGUUGUCUUAGAAUUGGAAGCUGUGUAAUGACGAUGUCACCUGGAGUUCUUUUCCAUUUCUUAACUUUUUGUUGCACAAGUAUUUGGACAGAAGUCGAACUGUGAAUGAGAUACUGAAAUGCACUAAAUUGUAUUAAAUUAAACUGGAGUUACUUGAUACAAUGAAGAAAUGCAUCUGAUCUACUUGUAUUUAUUGUCUCAGAAUUGUACGUUGUGACAAUCAAAUGUUACUUGCCUAAAUGCCAGGAAAUUCAACUGGCUUCUUAAUCACCAAGAUCGCCAGCAAGUACUGUAACUGUAAAUGAAAAUCUCUCUCUCUCUGGAAAACUCACACAAACCAUUGACCUGAGUGCACAUGACAGCCACUGGCUUCUUUUUCUAUAAUUGAAAAUCUGCCAUCGCUGACUGUUGGCCAGUUUCAAAGGGACCCAUUGUAUACAGGGUGCAAAUGUAUUAUAUGGAUGUUUCCUUUUGUACGCUUCAUUUUUACAAGUUUUGCUACUCACAAGCUUUAUGUAGUGGAGGAUAGAGGUAUUUUUGGUCUUUAGAAGCUUGUUGGGGUGAGGGCUGCUAACUUACUCUUCAAAGGCCUGUGUCCCGAAGGCCUGGCUGCGUUUGCCGUGCUGUGCGAGGACCUGUGUACACAGGCAGGUGUGCACCUGCCCAAGCGCGAGUAGCUCUUGUGUACUGGUGAAAUGCUGCGGGCAUCUGUUUAUUCAAUUUGCUGCUGUGAAAGAGAGGGAUAAAAAACCACAAUAUAAGAGAAAGCGA
Messenger RNA from Rhinopithecus roxellana (golden snub-nosed monkey), 6386 nucleotides. It is a transcript of the gene AGPAT3, whose product is annotated as 1-acylglycerol-3-phosphate O-acyltransferase 3. The record is from RefSeq and is a predicted model, not a curated record. Gene Ontology annotation, molecular function: 1-acylglycerol-3-phosphate O-acyltransferase activity. Lineage: Eukaryota; Metazoa; Chordata; Mammalia; Primates; Cercopithecidae. Gene Ontology annotation, cellular component: endoplasmic reticulum; endomembrane system. The transcript is spliced from 9 exons. The coding region runs from base 495 to 1625 and encodes 376 amino acids.